GCCGCCCGGCCGAUGCUCCCGGAGCCAUGGACAAGAUCCUGGAGGGGCUGGUGAGCUCGUCGCACCCGCUGCCGCUGAAGCGGGUGAUCGUGCGGCGCGUGGUGGAGUCGGCGGAGACGCCGCUGAGCCAGGCGCAGUGCCGCGCCAUGUUCGCGCUCGGCACCCGGCUGGUGCUGCAGGGCCCCGACCCCUUCCAGCGCCAGGUGGGCCGGCAGGUGCUGGACGCCUACGGCCGCUUCCACCGCGCCGAGUUCGAGGCGUUCUUCAACCGCGGGCUCGUCCUGGGCCUCCUGCAGCGCGGCUACGGCGAGCUGAGCAACCGCGACCCCGCCAUCCUCGACUACAUCCAGGCGGGGCUGCGCCUCAUCAUGAGCUGCCCCUCGGUGCUGGAGCUCUUCGAGCUGCUGCAGGUGGAGGCGCUGCGCCUGGUGUGCGAGCGCCCGGCGCCGCCGCUCUGCGCCCGCCUCUGCCAGCUCCUGGGGGACUUCCCGCAGUGCCUGCCCCGCGGCAGGAAGCUCUCGCUCGCCUUCUGCCAGCAGCUGGUGCGCAGCAUCGCGCACUUCCAGAGCCAGGGCACCCGGGAGGCCGAGCUGCGCCUCUACGUGUCGCAGGUGACGCAGGUCAGCGCGCUGCUGCGGAGCGUCUGGAAGGCAGAGCCCGACACGCUGCUGCCCUCCCUGCAGGAGCUCUUCGCCGUCAUCUCCGCCGCCGAUACUUCCUUCGAACCUUCUGUUGCACUGGCAAGUCUUGUGCAGCACAUACCACUACAGAUGAUUACAGUACUCAUCAGGAGCCUUACCACAGAUCCAAAUGUGAAAGAUGCAAGUAUGACUCAAGCUCUGUGCAGAAUGAUUGACUGGUUAUCCUGGCCUCUGGCUCAGCAUGUGGAAACAUGGGUGAUUGCACUGCUGAAAGGAUUGGCUGCAGUCCAGAAAUUUACCAUCCUCAUUGAUGUCACUCUGCUUAAGAUCGAAUUGGUCUUUAAUCGACUUUGGUUUCCUCUAGUGAGGCCUGGUGCCCUUGCUGUCCUUUCGCACAUGUUACUUAGUUUUCAGCAUUCUCCAGAAGCUUUUCAUUUGAUUGUCCCACAUGUGGUCAGUUUGGUUCACUCCUUCAAAAGGGAUGGCUUGCCUUCCAGUAGAGCCUUUCUGAUGCAGUUGUCUGAGUUGAUACACUGUAUGAUGUAUCAUUAUUCAGGAUUUCCAGAACUCUAUGAACCCAUUCUGGAAGCUAUUAAGGAUAUGCCCAAACCCAGUGAAGAGAAGAUUAAGAUGAUUCUCAGUCAGAGUGCUUGGACUUCUCAAUCCAGUUCUUUGCCAUCUUGUUUAUCUAGACUUUCUGGAAAAUCUGAAACUGGGAAGACAGGUCUAAUAAAUUUAGGAAAUACUUGCUACAUGAACAGUGUUAUUCAGGCACUUUUUAUGGCUACAGAUUUCAGAAGACAUGUUUUAUCUCUGAAUCUAAAUGGCUGUAAUUCACUAAUGAGAAAAUUACAGCAUCUUUUUGCAUUUUUGGCCCAUACACAGAGGGAGGCAUAUGCUCCUAGAAUUUUCUUUGAAGCUUCCAGGCCACCAUGGUUCACCCCUCGAUCCCAGCAGGAUUGCUCAGAAUACCUCAGAUUCCUGCUAGACAGACUGCAUGAAGAAGAGAGAACUUUGAAAGCAUUGUCUUCAGCAAAGAGUUCUGAAAGUAUAAUGAAUGAAGAGUCCCAGGCACAAGAAACUGUCCACAAAACACAAGUAUUUGCUGAAGCACCUUGUAUGGGAAGUGAAGAAAGAACUCUGAUAGAGAAGAUGUUUGGAGGAAAAUUGAAGACCACCAUAUGCUGUUUGAACUGCAAGAGUAUGUCUCAAAAGGAAGAGGCUUUCACAGAUCUCUCUCUGGCUUUCUGUCCUCCAACUUCCUUGGAGAAUGGCCCAAAAUGUAUGGAACAUUCUGAAGUGAAAGACGACUACGUGGUGCAAACUAAUACUUUAGCAACUAGUCCUGCUGCAGAAACACCUCUCAAUAAUUUGGAUGUAAAUAGCAGAUGUGACACGAUAAUGAAUGAAGGAACCAUAGAAGAUUUUUCUACUGAGCCAAACUCUGAGAACACCACAAUUUCUGAACUCAAACAAGUUCAGACUAAUAGGGAUAUGUCUCAGACUCUUGUAGGUAAAAGCACCCUGUCGGUUACAGACUUACUCAAUUAUUUUCUGGCACCUGAGAUCCUUAGUGGAGACAAUAAGUAUUAUUGUGAAAAGUGUGCCUCUCUACAGAAUGCUGAGAAAACUAUGCAAAUCAUUGAGGAACCUGAAUACCUCAUUCUCACUCUUUUGAGAUUUUCAUAUGAUCCAAAGUGUCAUAUAAGGCGUAAAAUCUUGGACAAUGUGUCUCUACCACUUGUUUUGGAACUGCCAGUCAAAAGCAUAACAUCCCCUUUAGCAGUAGUUUCAGGAGGUUGGUCUGUUGGUGUGGAGAUUUCUGAUACUGGAGAAAAUCUUGCUAAAAAACUGAAGCCCUCAGGUGCUGAUGAAGUGACCUGCCCACAACUGGUGCCCUACGUGCUAAGUUCUGUGGUAGUGCACUCUGGUGUAUCCUCUGAAAGUGGACAUUACUAUUCCUAUGCUAGAAAUGUUUCUGGGUCAGGGCCUUCAGGGCUCUGCCACCAGUCUACAGCUCUUUCUUUAGUUUCUCCUCAGGAUAAGUUGUUGACAGAGGAGAGUCCUUGUACUGUCGUAGAAAAUGAGCUGGACACUGAGAUGCCAAGAGAAUGGUUUCUGUUCAAUGACAGCAGAGUGACAUUUACCUCAUUUCAGUCAGUCCAGAAAAUCACCAGUAGAUUUCCAAAGGACACUGCUUAUGUUCUGUUUUACAAAAAGCAAAAUAGCACCUGUGGCUUCAGCAGCAAUCCGGCAAAUGGACUCUGGGUAAAUGGAGACCCUCCUCUACAAAAGGACCUCAUGGAUGCAAUUACAAAAGAUAACAAACUGUACUUGCAGGAGCAAGAGCUUAGUGCUCGAACACAAGCACUUCAAGCUGCUUCAGCCUCGUGCUCUUUCCGACCCAAUGGAUUUGAUGACAACGACCCCCCUGGAAGUUGUGGACCCACAGGUGGAGGAGGAGGGGGUGGGUUCAGUACCGUUGGUAGAUUAGUCUUUUGACUACGAAGACAACCUGGAAUACACUGGUUCCAAAGCAGCCCAGUACUGCUGAGGGCAAAUAAAAUAUUGAACUUUGUCAGAUAUUGUACCAAUUUUUGAGACUUGAUCCUCGUUGAAAAGCAGAUGUUGGUGUUUUUUUUGGUUAUGUUUUAUUUGAAAUAAAUAAGCGCAUAAUGGAGAAAAACUACCUCUUAAAAAUUCAGUUGCUUUCAUAGUAAGAUAUGCUUGCCCAAAAGAGAGAAAAUUAAGAUUUUUUAAGUAGUUGCUAAUGACAUUGCAUUAAACUGAACAAAUGCACUUACAUCAGUUUCUCUUGUCCUCAUCCACUGAAUGAAGAAAGUUCAUUUUUUACUCUGAUGGUAUUGCUUUAUGUGGAAACCCAUUUUCACAUGGGCUAAACUGCGUCAUGUAGUCUCUCACCCCCAGCUUUGUGGAUUUUCAGAGAUGAUGCAAUUUAUAAUGAAGGCAAUAACUUUAAUGUGACAUGAUACAGUACUUUCCAGGUUAAAAAUUAUUCAGUCUAUUUCCAGUGUAAAUGAAAGUAAGAUAAAAUAAUUUAUACAUAUUUGCUAAGUUGUUAUCCAAAAAAGUGCAUGUUGUGUAGGAACAAUGUUUUUAAAUAGAAACUGUUGACUUUGUAGCAUUUUUAAUUGUUUUGAAGAUUUUAAAAUUAUUUCAGGGAAUAUAUCUGCUGUGUGUUGGAAAGGAAGAGAUUCUGUAUGUGCCUUGCAGUACUGUAACUUAAAACAAACUUUCUGAGGCUGCAGAAAAUGAGAAAAGUGUGUUACUAGUCAAUUAUUUUUUGUCAGUAUUAGAAAUCAAGACAUUUAUAGAAAGCUUUUAAGUUUUCGGAAGUAAAAAUCUGGUAGUUUGAAAUGCAUUAAGUGUUGCCCUUUAUUUUUUGAUUUAAAAAAAAAAUUGCAUACCUAGUGAUCUCUAACUUUUAUGGCCUGCACUACUAAGAAAAAACUGGUCAUAAAUACAAAGCAGUGUUUGUGAAGUUGCAGAAAGGCUGCCUGUAUUGAUCUUUGCUGAGGAGCUGUGCUUCUAAGAGUCCUUUGAAGUCUUGCCUUCAGGUUUUGCUUGUAGUGAGAAGUUUCUGGUGAGUUCAGGAUUUUUUUUUUCCUAUCUGCAGAAGCCCCAAAAUGAUUCUGCCUAUGGAGCAGUGUUUGCUUGCUCAUUAGACCAGCAGAGAUGGAGGAUCCACUUUUUUAAGUCUUGGCAGAAAUAACAACUUUGUUUUUUAUGUGCAAUGAGGAUAACAGAAGCAAAGGAGUUACACUGUCAAACCUGGUGAUUAAUUCUUAACUUGAAUAAUCUUAGAGUGAAGUGUAAAUUUCUUUAAAGUAUUUUUACAAAAUUCUGCACUGUUUUGCUGUGUUUUUUAUAUUCUACUAGGUGAGAAGGUAUGUCCUUAAAAAGCAUGCAGACCUGGCAGGUUUUAGCUUAACUAUAUAAAAAUAAAUUUCUUAGGAAAUGCUUUAAAAAGCAUAAAGUAAGUUGGGAAACUGAAAUCUUGUUCAUAUGAUUCUAAAAAUAUGGAGUUUAGUCUGAAAGGUAACUUAGCUUGCAAGCUAUUUUUAUAUUAUCACUAAAACUAUGCUAUUUACUCUACUGUAGGUUCAUAUGUUACUGCUCAACAAAGCCAGAGCAGCUCACUUUGAUUUUUUUAAUACUUUCCAAGCUUUGUUGUGACGGUUUGUGAUAUCUUGGCUUUGACCUACGCUUUUCGUUGCUAUCUCAGUUGUAGGUCUCUGAACCAGGGGUUCAACUGUGGAAAUGUAGAAUGUUUUGAGUCCAGCAUGAGGAACGUUUUCAUUUUGUUGUACUUGGACGAGGUUUUCUUGAAAGCUCACUUUGCCUUGAAAUUCUUUCAGUCUGAGAGGGUUUUUUAUUGCCUUUUAGGCUCCUCUGCCAGUUAACUCUGGUUCUAAAAUGUUUUAUAUGACAGGUUAAUUUGGCUUUCCUCUCCCAGAUUGUGAGGACACACUAAAAAGUUGACUACUGUUUGCAUUACAAUGAGAGUAUUUUGUCUCUCUUUCAAUUUACUAUUCAUUUUAAAACACUAUGAAGUAGAAGCAGGGGCAAGUGGUUUUACUCUAUAUGAAAUCAUGAUUUUGUAAAGGUCAGUUUUGUUUUUAUGUUCUCACAGUAAAAAUAUAAAUUAUGUAGCCUACCUAAAAAUAACAUGCAGAAUGAGUUUGUAUACCUGUUGUACUAUAUUUAUUUCAUGAGCUCUUAGAAGGCUUUCUACACCCUUGUUUGCCUGUCCUAAAUUAGAUGUUAAAUAUGGAAAAUUUAUAUGAGAGUAAUGUCAAUCAGGUUGGAUCUGUUUAGGUACAAAAUGAUGGGUGUCUCAAACUGAAAACAACUUCUUUCUUUCCCCUUGUUGACUUUUGUUGAUGGAGUUACUUGGGGUUUUACAAGUAGAUCCUAAAACUCAGAAUAUCUACUUCUAAGUCUGUUUGCUGACCUGACAGCCGUCGUACUGGCUGAUUAGUCAGACCUAACUUGGAAGGUUUCAAUAAACUUGGUGGAAGUGGAGAAGUAUUUCAUGCUCUGAAAUGUACACCCUUUUUCAUUGUUGACAGUAAUGGUGUUGCAUGCCUCUAUCUUCUGGACAUAAUAUGAGAGAACAAUGUACAUAUGGUACUUCGAUUUCUGUUGCCUGUGAAUGAAUGCUGGAUGGUUUGUUUAUUGACCUUUUUGGCCCCAUUCCUAAUUUGUUUUCUAAAUUGAAUCCAUAGAAAGAUAUGAAAUACAUAAGACUGUUUCUGAAGCUUAGGGGUUUUUUUGUUGUUUCCUGUCAUGAAAGGUACAUGUUUGUACCAAACUCAAAGGUGGUAUGUCUUUUAAAAUCAUAUUUCCUUUUAACAAGACAAAUUGUGAUUUCGUCUUUGUUUUAAUGGUCACUGGAGUUGUAUUGACUUUCUUCUGUGCAGUUCACUUUGUACAGUUUUUUCAUGUGGAGCGUUACAGUGGAUUGCUGUGCAUGUCACCUCUGCAGCCAGUGACGACAAUAACUACAAGCCCAUUUUUCCAGGAUGAGGAGAGAAGGCUUCUUUGGAUAGCUAAACAAAUCACACCUUCUGACUAGCUUUUUUCCCUCCUGUGUUUUCUUCCCUUGUUCUCUUCUCUGAAAGUUAAAUAUUUUAUCUUCUGCAUGCCUGGAAGUUUAAUUUCAUGGGUAAGCCCCAAUUUAUUUUUUUUAAUCUGUAGCAGUGUGGUUGUUUAUGGGAUCAGAGUACUACUUUUUUAGUGACAGGCAAAGGACAGAAGCUAUGAGCUAGAAGAGUGUUAGAACAAAAGCAAGUAGCUAUAAACUUUCUGUAAAUAAGAUUUAGAUUAAAAACAAAAUUCCUAAUUACUAGAACUAAUUCUGGAACAACCUUCUGGGCAGAGACCUGCUUUGAAGGAAGAGCCAAGUGUAUCUAUGAAAGAAAUGAAAUGCAAAGUGAUGUCUGAGUAGAAGGCAACUAGACCUGAUAAACCAGAGGUCCCUUCUAGUCCCUUCCUAGAGUUUUGCUCUUCUAUUGUGCUUCCUGUCUUGACACAUUGCCAGUUUUCUUUUUAAAGCUCAGAGAUUAAAGUGUAAAUGAAGGGAAUACCAAACUGUGACAUAACAACAACAAAGGUUGACUGCUCAGUUCUGGGUAGUGUUGGUGUCUGAUUUACGGGAAUGAGGCAUAAAAGUUAUCAAGUCACGGCAGGUGGAAUCUAGGAAUGUUUGUGAUCCAAAGAAAUGUGCUCAGUUUCUAACACAAGGCUGAUUCCCUGGUUAACAAUCUACAAUGAGAUGUAAUGGGUUGUACCCCUUGGUAUCUUCAGUAGGCUGUAAUCAAAUGUAAAUUACUGGACUUUUUCCAAGGGUGAGCAAAUGAUCUGUGGUGUGAACGAGAUCAAAAUAGACAGCCUUCAAGGCUUUCAUGUUCAAACCAUCAUAGGCCUACCUAAAUCUGAAUUCCUAGCUAUGAGUAGUAUGCUCUUAAAUCACAGAGGUGUUGGGUCAGAUUGAACAGCUGAGAACUGAAAAUUGUGUGAUGCUGUUUGCGUUGUGUCCAACACUGUUUGUUCUGUGUGGACUUGGGAGCAAGUGAGUAUCCCUGUUUUACCAGGUGGGUUUUGGAGACUUGGCCUGGGAGUUGAGCUCCAGCUGUGAUGUGUAGUGUGGCACUGGCUUACUACACACGCUUUUUAUGUGUUUUAAGUGCACACGCAUCCCCCCAUUCACUGUGAGUCUUGCUUCUGCUUGAAUGAAAGCAUCCAGAUCAAAGGGAGGGCAAACAAAACUAGCCAGAGUAAAGCAGAGAUUAACAUUUUUAAAUAUAAUAUGCUGCUUUCUUAUUUAAAACAGAAGGAUUUGGGGUUUUUUUUUAUAAGUGUGCUGGAUUCUAGACAGGAAUGUGGAUUCAGGAUACACUUUUCUUGUUUCUUUUUUUGAAGGUAAUAUUUUUAGGAAUCAGUUGUAAAAGUGCUGGAAUAUGUCAAAAUGCACAACCUUCAAUGUUAAUAAAACGCCACCUUGGUGAACAGCAUGCUACCACACACACUGAAAUGCUGGGAUACUUGCUGGCUGGCUUCCCCAGGCACCAACUGGGAAGAACAGCUGCUGCCUGUGAACCGUGCCCUGCUGGGUGGCCAUGGGAGACCUGCACCAUCAUCUGCAUCUGUGGGUGGCCGGAGGUGCUGGAGUGCUGCCUCAGCAUCUGUGUGCAGCAAAGGCCUCGAGGGGAGCCCGAACAGCCACUGCUCGGGUGCCAGCUCAAGAGGGGCACAGUCCCCAAGCUCCUCAGUGGCACCUCCAGGCCCAGGGUGGGUGAUGUGGGGACCCCAAGCAGUGCUGGCAGAGCAGCACCUCUGCCAGGCAGCCAGUGGUGGUGGGUGUGUGGGUGCUCACGGCGUCGGUGUGUGGGAAGGGGGUUUAGGGGUGAGGAGGAGCUGGCACUGAACUGAAAUGUGACUACCAAACUGCACAAGUGACAGGGUGGCUCCAGUCUCAUGUAGAAGCUGCAUAUGUUUUAAUGGUAACUUCACUGCUGUACGAUUGUAACUUCAGUGUGAUUCCACCAAAGGAUACUUUUUCGACAGUGCUUUGUGUUCUCCAAGCCUGAUCUUUCCAAAAUUUCCAUUGCGUCCUUAUAGCUGUGAUAUUUUGAAGGAAAAAUAUCUCAAUAGGCAUAUUGAAAAUAUGGUCCUGAGGAGAGUAUUUCAGAUUGAUAUUAAAAAAUUAAUUCAGCAACAGGAUAUGUGAUUGUGCAAGCAGCUGCAAUAUCAGCAUCCUUGAGGCCAGUGGUCUCCAAAAUUUUUCUGAUUGCACACCCCUAUCAAUAAAAACUUCUAAGUGUGCAGCCAGUGUAUGUAUAUUUAUUCUUAAUUUAUGUGUGUACCACUGUUCUAAUAUAUUAUGUACAUACCCAAGAGUAGAAAUUGAAAAAGUAUGAGAGGAAAAUGAAAUAAAGACUAUUUUUAAAUUA
Messenger RNA from Myiozetetes cayanensis, 8617 nucleotides. RefSeq names its product ubiquitin specific peptidase 38 (gene USP38). Gene Ontology annotation, cellular component: cytosol; nucleus. Gene Ontology annotation, biological process: ubiquitin-dependent protein catabolic process; protein deubiquitination. Gene Ontology annotation, molecular function: cysteine-type deubiquitinase activity; cysteine-type endopeptidase activity. The coding region runs from base 27 to 3143 and encodes 1038 amino acids. The transcript has 10 exons. The record is from RefSeq and is a predicted model, not a curated record. Lineage: Eukaryota; Metazoa; Chordata; Aves; Passeriformes; Tyrannidae.